AUCCUAGGUCAAUAAUAAACAAAAAUAUGGGUUUAUUAUUUUCACGAUUGUGGAGCUAUUUUACUCAUGAAGAACACAAAUUAGUGAUCAUAGGUCUGGACAAUGCAGGAAAAACAACUAUAUUAUAUCAAUUUCUUAUGGAAGAAGUGGUUCAUACAUCGCCAACACUGGGAUCCAAUGUCGAAGAAGUUGUCUGGAAGAACAUACACUUUGUUAUGUGGGAUAUCGGCGGCCAGGAGUCCAUCAGACAGGGCUGGCAAACAUACUACGCAAACACGGAAUUUAUUAUACUUGUUGUCGACAGUACUGACAGAGAGAGGAUAGGCAUCAGUAAGGAAGAGCUGUGGAAAAUGUUGGCCCACGAAGAUCUACGAAAGGCUGGUGUACUCAUCUAUGCCAACAAACAGGACGUCAAAGACUGUAUGACUGCCGCACAGAUAUCCAAAGAGCUUAAUCUGACGGCCAUUAAGAAACAUAAGUGGCAAAUACAGGCCUGUUGUGCCCUUACUGGAGAAGGACUAUAUCAAGGCUUAGAGUGGAUCGUAUCGCAGCUGAAGAGUCGAUAACUACCAGUGCUCUUAUGUGACUCCAAUUAAUUAAUUUUUAAUGCCAUUUAAUAUCAUAUCGACGACUACGAGGCGACCACAAUGACAGCUACACACACACAAUAAAUGUGUAUUAAAUAUAUGAUUGUAAUGGGUUUUAUAUUAGAUAUAUAUUAUAUAUAUAUAAGGAAA
Oppia nitens is the source of this 737-nucleotide messenger RNA. RefSeq names its product ADP-ribosylation factor-like protein 5A (gene Arl5). The transcript has 4 exons. Gene Ontology annotation, molecular function: GTP binding; GTPase activity. Gene Ontology annotation, cellular component: trans-Golgi network; cytoplasm. Gene Ontology annotation, biological process: intracellular protein transport; vesicle-mediated transport; protein localization to Golgi membrane. The record is from RefSeq and is a predicted model, not a curated record. The coding region runs from base 27 to 566 and encodes 179 amino acids. Lineage: Eukaryota; Metazoa; Arthropoda; Arachnida; Sarcoptiformes; Oppiidae.